Molecule: messenger RNA, 471 nt
Organism: Hirundo rustica (Barn swallow)
Lineage: Eukaryota; Metazoa; Chordata; Aves; Passeriformes; Hirundinidae
Gene: TUSC1
Product: tumor suppressor candidate 1
Exons: 1
Source: RefSeq, a predicted model, not a curated record
GCCGCGGAGGCGGCCGAGGCGGGCGGCGGGCAGCAGGGCUGGCGGGGCGAGUCGCGGGGCUCGCCGCAGCAGCUGGCGGAGCGGUACGCGGACUUGGCGGCCAGCCACAGCGAGGCGCUGCGGCAGCGGGAGGAGCGCGAGUGGCAUAACGCCCGGCUGCGGCAGGAGAACGCGCGGCUGCGGCUGGAGAAUCGCCGCCUGCGCCGCGAGAACCGCUGCCUCUUCCGACAGGCCCUGCUGGGGCCCGGCCCCGACAAGGCCCCCGCCGACCCGGGCGAGGAGGCGGAGGCCCUGCGCGCCCAGCUGGGGCGGCUGCAGGAGAAGCACCGCCGGGCCUUGCGGCACCUGCGGCGCUGCCGGGCCGCCGGCGGGCCCGAGGCCUCGGGAUCCGAGGAAGGAGAGUUGGACGAACUGCUGCUGGAGGAGGACGAGCAGCCGCUGGAUAAGAAGAGCCUGGUGCCGGCCGUGUAG